Molecule: messenger RNA, 2295 nt
Organism: Ylistrum balloti
Lineage: Eukaryota; Metazoa; Mollusca; Bivalvia; Pectinida; Pectinidae
Product: E3 ubiquitin-protein ligase DCST1-like
Exons: 1
Coding region: 1-2295 (764 amino acids)
Cellular component (GO): membrane
Source: RefSeq, a predicted model, not a curated record
AUGCAAAGUAACACGUUACGAAAGUGCAAAGAACGCCAACGGAAUUAUUCACAUAGUAAUCUUGAAUUUGACUACGAUGAUGACGAUGAUCGGUAUGUUGACGAAGAAAGCCUGCUUCCUCGAUCUAAAAACAAAACUCUGCAACGUAGAUAUGACAGAGAUGGCAGACGUUGUAACUGUUGUCGAAGUGUGGCAGAAAAGAUUAAGUUUUAUAUCACUGACUUUUUUAGAGCUCCUCCUGAAAAAUACAACGCAGCUAAAACUGUGUUAGGAUUUCCGUUUGGUGCUGCAUUAGGUAUUAUACUAUACCAUCUUGUUCUUGACUUCACAUGGCUGAAAGAGAGUACCCGCCAUUUUCUUGGCGGUGUUUUCGUUCUGGGAUUGGCAAGUGGGUAUGCACUUUCGGUUCAAGUGAGAUGCAUCACUUGUCUUUUGCUCCCUACAUUCUUCGGAAAAACGGGCAGGUCAUACAUUUCAACGUUUGCCGUUAUAUAUUUGAUAACGGGACCUAUCCAUACCAUCAUCUUAAAUGGCCACGAAGUAGCAAGGUCACUCGGAUGCACAACCGAAUUACUCGCAAACCACACGAAGGCACGUUGGGACUUGACCAUGAAACCAAUAGGAAGAGUUAUGGAAGAAUUUCAGACUGAAGGGAUGCUAAUCAACAAAGUUGUGAAGAGAGUCGACGACGCAUUUGGGCCGAUGAAGAAAGAGGUGGAUGAUAAUUCGGAAGAAGAAAAAAUGAAAAGGAACACCGCAUUCGUUGAUCAAGUUUCUGGUAAAUCACGAGGAAAUAGGGUGAAGGAUGUUGAACAAAAAAACAAACGCGAUGAUUCCGAGAAAUAUAAGCGGGCUGAGUCGGAUUACAGGAAGAAGUUAGUAUACCGUUGUCAAGAUGUAUGGAACAAAGGCGUGAUGACGUGUCGAAAAAACUUUCGUAAUAUGGAAAGACGCUGUCUCAACAAAAUCCCAAUAGUAGGCGGUCUAUUGUGUCUGCCAUUCAAACUCACCAUAUUCUGUGAACUUGUGAGGCUGGUUCCAGGAGCACUCGGAAGUGACUGUAAUUCCAAAGAAGCGGUAAGUCCUGGCUUUGGUGAGGUAUACGUAGCUGCAAAGGACAUGUCUGCUAGCAUGGAUAACGAUUUUAAAGCCAAUUUGCAGUACAAAGUGGCCAGCACCCCUGAAGCUUUGGACGUCACCACAGCGGAGGAGGUCGGCAAAGGCACACUUCACAAAUUUGAGAAAAAACAGAUUUGGUUGGAAUUUGGUUUGUCAUUGCUGCAGCGCCUGAUGGCCUUCACCUUCAUACUGGUGUUCAUCAGUGCAUAUAAGUACAACAAGGCCUACUUGACGGACAUCCGACAUGAUAACAUCUACAUCACGUCCUACUUUCGUCACAUUGACGAUCGACGACAGAAGCUUUGCAAAACAAUCUUGCUUCCGUUAAAGAAGGUAGAAAGUGACGUCUGUAUAUUUUUGACAAGUCCAAAACUUACGAAAGCUGAAAGAAAAAAGAUCGUAAAAGGUACAAUCAUGCUUAUUAUACGGGGUUUGAUCUCGGCAGUGAUCAUCAUGUCGAGUGAUCUUUUAUACAAUGUUCUCGACAUCAUUAGACGUCACAGUCGCAUUGAAUACCGCCAACAGGGCGAACACAUCAUCGACAUUGACAUCAACGGCAAAGGUUUUAUGUCCGAGAUCGUCAGACUUUUCCUCAAUGCUUUCAACCAUAAAAGUAAAAUUGACAAUAUUUCAACCAAUUUCGCAUGUUUACCUCAACCGGUGAAAAUGGAACAAAAAUAUGUAUGGCUGAUUUUUGGCACAUACUGUAUCAUCUGGUGUCUUUUUGUCUUUGAAGCAUAUGGUCUACGUCUUCGGCGACUAGUGGCUUCUACAUUUUACCGCAGCAGGGAGAAAAAACGGAUCCUUUAUCUAUAUAACGACAUGUUGAAGAAACGACGGGGCUUUCUGCGGCACAUGCGCCACCAUAUUCGUAGGCAAGUUAAGAAGAAACGCCUUCUAGUUAAAUCAAGCCUCACCAGUAGUUUACGACUGGAAUUUCCACAGCUGUGUGGGUGGUUGAAAAUCUUCGAUUCCUCAAAAAUGUCAUGCUUGAUUUGUGAAGACCCAGAAAAAAGGGAUUUCGUGCGGUGUCUAACACCUGGCUGUAACGUGGGCUACUGUUCUGCGUGUUGGUGCGACAUCAGAAAGCGCUGUUACUCGUGUGAUCCAGGCAGUGCAGACGAUUUAAGUGACCUGUCUGAUGACGGACUUUCCACUGACUCUGACAGCGAAUAG